UUAAGAGAUGCACCAAACGCUUGACGUUCACACGCUGUUUGUACUUUUAUAUCAACAAUUGCUGUCGAAUGUGAACUUUGCUUGUUGACAGUGGUUUUUAUUGGGAUUUGAGGUGAGCAGCUGUGACAGUGCAGUCAUGCUCCCAGUAGAUGCUGGUCUGUACAUCGGCACAGCAGCUGAUCUGAAUGACAGACAGUCGUUGGCUGAUGCAGGCAUCACUCACAUCCUGUCUGUGGACUCUGUGGACCCCAGCCCGCUGAUUCCUACUGAUGGCAAUGUCUUCACUAAGUGGAUCAAUGUCUUGGAUGAGGAAACCUCAGACCUCCUCAGUCAUAUGGAUGACUGCUUCUUGUUCAUUAAAUCUGCUAUUGAUGAAAACAGGGCUGCACUGGUUCACUGUCAGGCUGGUCGGAGUCGAAGUGCCACAGUUGUAACUGCUUUCUUAAUGAAGAGAUACCAGCUGGGCUUCACAGAGGCUUAUGACAGACUGAAGAGGGUCAAACAGGAUGUGCAGGUCAACAGUGGCUUCGAAGAGCAGUUAUGUCUAUACGAGACCAUGCAGUGUGAAGUGGACACGUCCAGUCCUCUUUACAAACAGUACAGACUGACCAAGCUCACAGAGAAGUACCCUGAGCUGCAGCAGGUUCCCCGGGAGCUGUUUGCUGUCGAUCCUGCCAACACCAGCUCCUCUGAAGUGUCCUAUCGCUGCAGGAAAUGCAGACGGACUCUGUUCCGUGACUCCAGUCUACUCAGUCACCCUGUAGGAGACGGCGCUUCGUCUUUCAGCCACAAAAAGUCGAGUAACCUCACUGGUGAAGUACAGUGUACAUCAUAUUUCAUUGAGCCAGUGCAGUGGAUGGAACAGGCUUUACUUGGUGUGAUGGAUGGACAGUUGUUGUGUCCAAAGUGUAGCUCUAAGCUGGGCUCAUUCAACUGGUGUGGGGAUCAGUGUUCAUGUGGUCGCUGGGUCACUCCUGCCUUCCAGCUGCAUCGCAACAGAGUGGAUGAGAUACGACAAAUCAACAUACACAAAUAACACAUGUACAUUCACUGAUUAUUGCAGAUACAAUAAGAGAUCGCUCAAAGCAACACAAAACGUCAAGUUUUUAGUUUGGUAGAUGAGUAUUCUACAAUAUUUCUUGUGUAAAAAUAAAUAAAUAAAAGCAUAUAUGUCAAAACAAAAGUCUGCAGGAGUUUCUUCUGUGUACUUUAAACAUUAAUCUACAGUGAAAACGUCUCUGCUCUGUAAAACAUCAUACCUCAGAUGUUAAAAACAUACUUUGUGGUGUAAUUCAAAAUGUGCAAAUGAAAUAUGCUGUUUAACAUCUAUCAAAUUUAGAAUUUAAUCAAAUUCAUAAUGAUAAUGGAAUAUUUGUUGCUGCCGUUUUAAUUAAAACUCCCUAAAUGAAGAAAUGUAGUAUCACAAUGGGAUUUUCCUGGAAAAAUAAAAGAUACAUCAAAAUAACCAAAUAGAUCAACAUGCAUGUACAUUUACUCAGAAACAGAAGUAAUCCUUACAUCAUCAAAAUGAGCAUAGCUUU
This is a messenger RNA of Sphaeramia orbicularis (orbiculate cardinalfish), 1541 nucleotides long. It is a transcript of the gene dusp12, whose product is annotated as dual specificity phosphatase 12. The coding region runs from base 137 to 1036 and encodes 299 amino acids. The transcript has 9 exons. The record is from RefSeq and is a predicted model, not a curated record. Gene Ontology annotation, molecular function: protein tyrosine/serine/threonine phosphatase activity. Gene Ontology annotation, biological process: protein dephosphorylation. Gene Ontology annotation, cellular component: nucleus. Lineage: Eukaryota; Metazoa; Chordata; Actinopteri; Kurtiformes; Apogonidae.